UGUUCUGUUUAUCCUUUAAAGGAAAGCGAUUUUGCUUGUUUAAAUCUGUCAAAAUACAUUUAAGUCAUAGUAAUACAUCAAUAUAUAAUAAAUUGAUAAUUAAAAGUGAAUUUUAUUUUGUACAAAUUAUCUCCACUAUGCCUGAAAAUAAGCAUUUACUGCAAUGUUACAAUCGCGGUUGUGGUCAACUUUUCGACCCUAAUAAAAAUGAUAAAGAUGAAUGCAGUCACCAUCCAGGAGCUCCUGUUUUCCAUGACGCUUAUAAAGGAUGGUCAUGUUGCAACAAAAAAAGUGUUGAUUUCACUGAAUUUUUAAAUAUAAAAGGCUGUACAACAUCUAAGCAUUCUAAUGUGAAACCACCUGAACCAGAAAAGAAAGGUUUGGAUAAAAACUUAGAGCAGAAGGAAGUCAUAGAGAUCAGGGCACCCAUACAAACACCUCAAAUACCUAGGCCACCUUUUGAAACACCUCUUGUGCAACUAAAGCCACAAAUUGCCGAUUCACUUAAAGCAGAAGUUCAAAAGACUGUUCAAAAAGUAACUCUUGCCAGUGAUGGUGAUAUACCUAUUGGUACCACAUGUAAGAAUGGGGGAUGCAAUGUGUCAUAUGAAGGUCCACAAACAAACGAAUUGGUGUGCACUUAUCAUCCAGGGUGUCCAAUAUUCCAUGAGGGUCUCAAAUUCUGGUCAUGUUGUCAGAAAAGAACUACAGAUUUCAAUACUUUCCUAAGUCAACCUGGAUGUACCACUGGUUUCCACAAAUGGACUAAGGAGGGUCCAGCUGCUGGCACAGUGAAGUGUCGUUGGGACUGGCAUCAAACACCUGACUAUGUCAUAGUAAGUGUUUAUGCAAAGAAAUACGAUCCAACAACAAGCUACGUAAAAUUGAACCCCAUUCGACUCGACACGAAGCUUGUCUUUAAAGAAGAAGGUAAUGCUACGUUUGAAUUGGAUCUUGAAUUAAGAGGUGUGAUAGAUGUAGAGAAUAGUACUGCUUCAAUGCUGGGCACAAAAGUUGAAAUUAAAUUGAAAAAGGCGGAACCAGGUGCUUGGAGUAAGCUAGAUUUUCCAAGAGCAGAGCCAAAGAAGGAACCCGUUCUUCCACAACCAUUAGUACCUACGGAAGAAGAUGAUUCAGUUGACCUCUCUACAGUGGAAGCAAUACAAUCUAUUGGUAAAGUUAAUGUAACAGAUUGAAAUAUACAAAAUUUAUUAUUAUUUAUGUAUAAAAUGUUUUUCACUUUUUUAUUAGUUGAAUUUGGAUUGUGAAGCACGAUUAUGUAUUUGAUGUAAUAUUGUAUCGAGGACAGUAGAAAAUAAAA
Molecule: messenger RNA, 1321 nt
Organism: Achroia grisella
Lineage: Eukaryota; Metazoa; Arthropoda; Insecta; Lepidoptera; Pyralidae
Gene: mora
Product: cysteine and histidine-rich domain-containing protein morgana
Exons: 6
Coding region: 138-1196 (352 amino acids)
Source: RefSeq, a predicted model, not a curated record